AUGAAUGGGGCAGAGCUCAGCGGCAAAGGCAUAGCGGCCCGACGCGCUGCAGGAAAUAUAAUCCAGAAAAAAACAAAGAUUAACUACUCGAAAUUCAAGUUUUUCAUCAAAACUGCUCUUGUUGCCGCUGCCCUCCAGCUACCGUUCAGCCCGAAGGCUCCACUGUUUGCUUGCAACACCUCGAAGCCCGUCAGCAUUUCACCCCGUUUUCCACUUGGCGCCUUCUUGACCGCUGCCGAAACCGGAGUUGAGCUGCGGGCGAUCUGCAGAGAAAGCGGCGCAACGAUGGAUGCGGCCGGGGAGGUGCAGCGCCUCCUGCAGUCUGUCCGCAGCCGCCUGCGCCGCAGACCUGGGCCCCAUCAUUCCCGGCUGUCUUACCAGCACUUUGUGGAUUCGUUUGAGGAGAUGGCGUCUGCCUUUGACUCCAUGUCUGCAAUGCGUUUGCCGCUCUGCCUGGUGUUUGAUGCUGCCGUUGAUCUGGCCUUGGGGCUCCUUAAACUGGGCUUAGCGGAUCUUGCGCUCUCUGUACUUCGACUCAAGGCCCCAGAUGCGCGCGAUGUCCUGAAGAACGCAGCCUACAACAAUUCGUUUACUGUCAACACGGAAGGCGGCAGCAACACUUCCUGCCCCACUUGCAGCAGACAGCAGAAAGCAGCAGAGGCGGAGCGCAGCAGCAGCUUCUCCGACAGCCUCGACAAGAGCGACAGAAGCAGAAACGGCAGGCUUGAGAAUCUGCAUUUGCUGCAGGCCACAGGCGGGUUCGUGUUGCUGAACGCAUGCGCAGCAGCAGCACACUGGCUGCAGCAGCGUGACGACCGCAACAGCUGCGCUGAGGCGGACCGUCGUGCCUCUGUGUUAGAACGCAUUGAGUCGCUGCAUCUUCUGCUGUGUGCGUGGAAGGCAGCUAAGGAGGCUGUAGCUCCUGCUGCUCUCCCGCUGCAGCUGCAGCGCUUCCUAUUCCCCGCUGUGCUGCUGGUGAGCCGGUUAUGUGAGGGUUUGGGUUCAAGUGGCUACAGCAGCACUGCAGCGCAGCUGCUCAGCAGGUGUCUGUACACCACAGAUGCCUUUGAGUCCCGGUUCUCUGCUCCUUACUGGCUCUACUGGUGGCAGUUAGCGACCCUUCUGUCUUCUCGCCGGCAGUGGGGAGAAGCCGCACGAGUCUGUGCUGCAGUCUCAGCAGCAAUUGCGGAAGCCUUGCAGCAGCCGCUAGCGGCAGCAAAGAAGAGAGAAAUAGAAUACAAGCAACUCCUCUUUGCUGCUUUCCUUACUAAGUGCAAACUCAGAGCACAAGCCAUAAUGCCGGCCGAUGCCUUCGAGGGAUUGCACACAGCGGUGAAGGCAUUUAUUUCGAGUGUAUGGACAGAUCCAGAGACUGCGCUGCUCCCAUCCGGCCGAGCCGGACGCACUACUUCUGCUGCUGCUGCUGCUGCUGCUGCUGCUGCUGCUGCUGCUGGUACUCGGGUGAACAACAGCGACGGGAGCACAGCCAAAUGCUUUUCUCUUGAGCAGCAGAUCCGCAAGCUUGUAGCUGCUGCUCAUGCAAGCGAAAGCAGCACAGCAACAGCAGCAACAGCAGCAACAGCAGCAACAGCUCCGAGCUUGUUUCUCGAAGGGUGGCAGUCUGCCACUUACCGCAGGCUGCUGCUGUCGCUGGGGCUGCUGCUUCUGCAGCCGGAGGGCCACGGGAGCCGCGGGGCCCAAGCUUGGGGCUUGAAUAGCAGCAAUGGCUGGGAUGCAUACAGCCGCAGCAAGAACGCACAAUUCGAAGGCGACGCGCAUGCAGGAGAAGGUGAGUCUUCUGGCAGCAGAAGCCCCUCCUCUAGAAGACGAGAGGAGGCUAAGGGCUCCCGCAAGAAGAAGUUCACAAUGGCGGUCGCAACAUCAGCAGCGGCUGCUGCUGCUGCUGCUGCUGCGGACAGCAACAGCAGCAGCAGCAGCUCAGCAGAGGCGGUGCUGCUGAAGCUGCUAGAAAUCGCCGAGCCUCUGUUUGCCGAUUUUCUUACGGCAGCCUCAAAGUUGGACUCGGUGUUUAAGACAGAACUCCGAGGGGUCUCUUCAGACCCCAGGACAGCAGCAGCAGCAACAGCAGCAGCAGCAGGCCCUCACGACGCUGGUGGGCACUUGCGCAAGAAGCCUUCCCGUCAAUCUGCAGCAGCGGGACCAAGUGCUGCAGCGGCAGCAGCAGCAGCAGCAGCAGGCCCUGGCUUCAGUGACGAGUUUCUUAGAGAAGCUGUUCGAGCAGCCCAGCGCAGUGCAGCUUCGCUACCGCUGUACAUACACCUGGAGCUCCUAUGGCGUUUAGCAGAAGCGGAGGAGGUUCUGCCUCCCGGGAAGUUGUUGAAGUGCUGGCGCGCACUCGAGUGUCGCUUCAUCUACAUGAACUUUUUCCAGCCUCCAGUAACGGAGCUAGAGGUGAUUGAACUGGAAGGGGAAUUACCGGGAGAGGGCUCGGCGCAGCAGCAGCAGCAGCAGCAGCAGCAGCCGCUGCAGCUGCAGCAGCAACAGCUGCAUAGACUGGAGGAGCUGCUGCGGCAGGGGUGGCAGGUGGCCAGUUGCUGCGACAUGCAGGGGCUGCGGGGCUUGGAAGAGGUUGCGGUGAGUUCCGGUGUAUGUACAGAUGAACGUCGGCAGAGUAAUAAACUGCAGCAGCAGCAGCAGCAGGCAGCGGUGGAGGCCCGUGGAGUUGCUGCAGCAGCAGCAGAAGGGGGAAAAGAACAAGAGGAGGGCAUGCAACAUCAUGAAAAUAAUCGCAGAGAGCAAAACCACCGCAUCAGACUCCUCUUAGCUCGUCGCUGGGAUUGGGAAGCUGACAUCCACGCCAGUGCUGCUGCUGCUGCUGCUGCUGUCGUCACUGCAGCAGCAGCAACUCCUGCUGCUGCAACGCCUGCUGCUGUUUCAUCUAUUGCCAGCGGACCCCACACGCCCCAAGCGCAGAGUGAAGGCCUCCUCAAGUGCCCAGAUGUCAGUACAGCCUGCUGCAGCGCAGCAGAGAUAAGCAGCAGCGUGCCGCUUAUAUGCGGCAUGCAGCUCAUAGCAGCAAAAACCUUCGAGGAUGCUGCAGCAAAAUAUAAGGCAGAAAUGCGUGGCACAGAAGCACCUUCUCCGUGGGAAACAGCAGCAGCAGCAGCAAGAGCAACGACAGCAACAGCAACAGCAGACGCAGCAGCAGCAGAAGCAGCAGCAGAUAGCACUAAUGCUCUUGAAGAGGCGCAUGCAUCAGGGCCCCUGGGGAAGUCACUCCCAGUAGACCGCGUGCUGCAUGCAGUGUACGAUAUAGCGGAAGAUGCGGAGAUGCCUUUGCUGCCUCUGCGGCUAUUGCUGAGGCAACAGCAGCAGCAGCAGCAGCAGCAGAAGUUGCUGCAGCAGGUUGCGAACGCGCAAGUUGUAAUUCACAAUGUUUUAGCUGCUGGUGAGGCAGCCGAAUUAGGAGGGGCUGCAUGCAGCAAUACUAAGGGAGCAGCAGCUGAUCCUUCAGGUGUAAAGACACCCCACGAGCAGCAUCCUACAGCAGCUCCAGACUCUAUAACCGUGCAUGUGCUGCAGCUGCGCCUAUCUGCAGCAUCAGCAUCACCAUCACCAGCAGCAGCAGCAGCAGCAGCAGCGGCAGCAGGGGAGCACACGUUUCUUGUGUAUACAAAGGCUGCAGCAGGCUGUGCAAUUUCUGCUGUGGAUUGCAAUACACCUCAAGAUGAUAAGAGCCCCACGAAGGGGCCCCCCCAAAGCGAGGAAUUGAUGUCUUCUUGCUCGGGCAGCUCAGCAGAGGUGCUGCAUUGGCGGCUGCACGGUUGUCUUCGUUCUUUGCUGCAGAGCUGUCUCGGUAUACACCUGAAUGUGUUAUGUGUUGCUGCUGAUUCUUCUCCUUGGUAUUCACCGCCUCUCCCUCAUCUCAAUGCUUUACUUCAUCUGCCCAGAAGAGAAACGCAAAAGCUGGAGGCUGCAAUAGACGGGGAAGGAGAGCCUUUCGCUCUUCUCUAUGAACGCAGCGCUCCGAAGGCCCCGUGGGCCUUUGCUGCAACUCUAAAGGACCUCACAAGCAGCAGCAGCAGCAGCAGCAACAGCAACAACAGCAGCAGCAGCAACAGCAGCGGCAGCGGCAGCAGCAACAGUUUAAGCCUUUCUAGAAAGCCUUCUUCUCAUUCCGAGGGGGAGAUGAACAUUGAUUUGCGGCUGAGUCUCGUUGUAGAGUUAACGUCUCUAUGGAUUGAUGCCUUUAGCGCUGAAGGCGUCGAAGAGCAGCUUAAAUAUUUUUCUUCUCACUACCUCAGUGAAGUGCUGCUCGUUCUGUGGCAUAGUCAUAUUCUUCCUCUAGCAAAUAUUCUUCUUGCUGCUGCUGCUCCGGGGGAAGCCGUUCAAAGUCUACUUGAGUCGAGCGCUGCAGAGCCACAGUUUGCUGCUCCUGCUGCUGCUGCUGAGUCGCGUCCUGCUGCUGCUGGUGCUGUUGGGCAGCUGUUGCUGCAGCUGAAGAAGGCAGUGCAGCACGUGGCUUUGCUGAUGAUAAAAUGCCGCUUCAAUCAUCUGAGGCCGCUGGCUGCAGCGGGUGUUCUUUUGUAUGACUUGGCGCAGCGCUGCGCCCAUCUCUCCAGCGGAGAAGACCUUCGCCUGCCUGAUAUGUUAAGGGGUUUAAUACUUCGAGCGGAAGCCGCAGCUUCUGAGUUGGCAGCCCCUUUUGUAGAGGCUGUAGGAGCAACAGCAGCAACAGCAGCAGCACCAGCAGUAGCACCAGCACAACCAGCAGCAAGAGCAGCAGCAGCAGCAGCGCUGCUGGCCUCAGCGGAUCCUGCUGCUUAUUGGGAGCAGCGAGAUAAAGAAGAAGCAGAAGACACGCCAACGAAGGAGAUCAGCACGACCUCGAAUGACCGGCAGGUGCAAGAGGAGUUGCUGCUGCAGCAGCAGCAGCAACAGCUGCAGCAGCAGCGGCAGCUGCUGCUGCAUGCAGGGGCUUCCCUUACCUGGGAAGCAGAACCAGCUGAGGCUUGGUCUCUCUUAUGUCUGCUGUAUGACGUGGAGGCUCGGCUAGCAGCAAAGGCGAGGGCUUUGUUUGUUCCUCUGCGAGAUUCCCCCGCCUUCACUCCCUCUGCAGGUGUUCAUACUGCUUCUGAUCCAGAGGGGAAGGGCAGCAGCAGCAGCAGCAGCAACAGCAGCAUGCUUGCUGCCAGCAGCAAGGCGGAGCCAGCAGUUGUUGCUGAUGGGCAGGAAGAGGCUGCAGCUAGAGAGCGCAGUAGCACUCAGCAGCAGCUGCUGCAGCAGCGGCUGAAGCAGCAGUGCGGCGUCAAUUGCUACCGCCGGUGUUUAUAUCUUUGUGCGUUUGCUGCUACGCUUCCUCCUGCAGCAGCAGCUGCUGCUGCUGCUGCAGCUGAGGCGGAGGCUGCAUCUGCUGCCAAGCUCGAACGCAGAUGGGUAGCAGCAGCUGCAGCGGCAGCAGCAACGGCGGCAGCAGACGCAGAAGCAGCAGCAGCAGCAGCCGAAGUCAAGUCCUUGGCUGAUCCUGUAACCCGCAGCAGCAGCAGCAGCAACAACAGCAGCAGCAGCAGCGGGUCUUCGAAAAGACGCCGACAGCUGGGUGCUCCUCUGAUGGUUGGCCGGGGCCCCCAGUAUCUGUUGCUGAGUCUUCCAGCUGCUGCUCCUGUUGCUGCUGCUGCUGCUGCUGCUGCAGGGGGGCCCUCCGCUCCCGGUGCAGGGAGGCCCUGGCGGGUUUUGUAUGGGGGCCCCCUGCGUACACCUGGGGGCCUUGGGGUGUCUAGACACCAGAAAGCAGUAACAGGAUCGGGCCUAAGGUUUGAGAUAAAUUCUUUAGUUUGCAUUCAGCAACUCAAAGACACUCAACAUUAUGUCGUUGCAUACGAAGAGAUUGGAGGCUCUCGCUCUUCUGAUUUAUUUAGUGAUGCUUCGACCCCUCUUAGCUGCGCCUGGCCUCUCCCUCUCCCGAUGCUGCGGGGCUGUAUAUACACCACAGCACUUCGUUGUGGUCUCACCCGUGUUGCACAACGAAAGAAUGGGGCGAAAAAAGUCAACGCCACCAAACGCCAACUUUUAAACAAGACGCACUUCGCAUUUGUUUUCGGUCGGCUUCCGCCCGCUGUGCUUCGUUCAAUUGCUGAGAGCCUCGUCGCAUGCCCUCAAGAGCGCAGCUCAGCAAAUAAUGUUAUUAUAUGGCGGGAAGAGAUUCCCCUUAUUCAUGGAAUACUCAGCAGCAAACGCCUUCCCCGCUGUCUUGCGCUUCCUGCUGCUGCAGGUUUGCUGCUGAGCCCUGCACAGAAGCGUUUGCUGCUGAGCUCGUGGCUGAGUGCAUGCGUUGUUGCAGCAGCAUCCUCACCACUGCCUCGGGGCCCCGCAGCAGCUCCUGCUGCUACUUCUGCUGCUGCCGCUGCUGCUGCUGGUUUGUUAGAAACCCUCCCCCUUCCCGCCUGGCUGUGCGACAGCCGCAGCGGCGAAGGUAAGCAGCUGGGGCUGCUGCUGCUGCAUGUGCUGCUAGCAGCACCGGUGGAGAUUGCUGCUGCGCUGCAGCGGCUUGCAGAUUUCGUUCGCUCUGCAUGCAAGACCUCGCUAUUUAAAGAAGAUUCUUCUUUCUCUAUUAUGCACCUUAUUACUGCUGUCUUCUCUCUGGGUGUGAAGCGCCGCAUGCGAGAGACGCAGUGUACAGACACCGCAGAGAUUGAUGAGAUCGUAGCAGAGGCAGCAGCUGCGCUUGAAGCUGCUGCUCCUGCUGCUGCUUCUGCUGCUGCUGCACUUCGCAGCUACACAGAUGCUAUCGCCCAUAUGCAUGCAGCACCAGCAGAACCUCUCGUUGAGUGGCUGGCUUCUGGUGAAGUCCUACAACACCGCACGCUAGGUGCUGUCAGCAGCGACACCGCAGCAGCAGCAGCAGCAGCAACAACAGCAGAAACAGCAGAAGAGGGGGUAUCAGCUCUCGAUACUUCUGCGCAUGCCCAGGCUUUACAUCAACAAGAAGUGCUGCAGGAGCGGCGGCUUAGAGCAGCACAACGGGAGAUGCAGCAAAUAGCGAAGCAGCAAACAGCAGAACUUCAGUGCUUCUCACAUUUAUAUUCCCUGCUGCUGGCAGCACCAAUGGAGACUAUCUCAGCCUAUAGACGAGCUGCAACAGCGCCCCCUCGACACACAGACAGCAGCAGCAGCAGCACCAGCAGCAGCAGCAAAACGCAGCGCACUCCACAUGGGCUCUUCGAUUUCGAUGCAAUUGCUGCUGAAAUACUCCUGCAGCCCCGCAACGACCAUGCAGCAGCAGCAACAGCAGCAGCAGCAGCACCAGGCGGAUCAGGUAACGCUGAAGAUGCAGGCUGCGAUGCUCCCGGGCAUGCGCAUGCAGCUGCUGCCUCGCCCUCUUCAAUAAGCUCCGAUAGACGCACUGACCUAGCUGCAGCAGGAGCAGUAGCGGCAGCAGCAACAGGAGCAACAACAGCAGCAGCAACAGGAGGAGGAGCAGCCGGCGACCUUGCUGCUUUUUGGAGCGCCUUUUCGCUGUUAUUUCAAAGAGCAGCAACAGCAGCUUCUUGUGCUGUUGCUGCGAAUGCUCCGCUGCUAGCAUACUCUAUUAUCAUGCAGCUUGGCAAUGCUUUGCUGCUGCUGCAUAUAGACAGAAAUCUUGCUGCUGCUUUCUUUGAUGACCCGUCCCUUUCCCAGUGCGGAGAGACCGCGUUAUUGUGGGAUUCCAGUGCUGCUGCUGCUGCUGCUGCUGGGCACGACGCCUUCGGCGCAGCAGCAGCAGCAGCAGCAGCAACGCGAGAAGGCAGCCGCGGGGCAGACGGCACUGCAGCAGCAGCAGCAGCAGCAAUCAGCAAGCAGCAGAAGCGCGGGGAGACGAAGAGCUUUGUAAGGCCUCUGGGAUCGGUCAGCUCAAGUGUUGCGGCUGCAGUGCCUCGUGGAUUCAGAGGGCAGCAGCAGCAGCAGCAGCACGGAGAUGUGAAGCAGCAGCUUCCGCUGUUUGUUGCAGCAGGCAUGGUAGCUCAAGCAUGCACGGAUCUUCUCUAUCUCGUGCUGCAGCAGCACCUGCAGUUAUUUGAAAAAAAUCAAAUAAACAUGCUUCAGCUUGAGGCCAUUAUCAACGCAGCACCUCCUGCUGCUACUGCUGCUGCUGCUGCAGCAGCAGUAACAGAGGAUGACUGUGAUGGCUCCACGCUGCUGCUGCUGCAAGCAACCGAAGCAGCAGCAGCAGAAGACAGCAGCAGCGAUAUAAAUAACAACGCAGAGGCCCUCAGCAUACAACUCGCAGUUUGCCGAAGAGCAUUUGCUGCAGCAGAAGAAGCAGCAAAAGCAGCAGAUGAUGUCUUGUGCUUCUGGAGAGAACGAGAAGCCGCAGUAAAAGCCUCUCUAGCAAAGCAGCAGCAAAUGGAGGUGCUGCUGCAACAACAGCUAAACACAAUGCAUGCAGCCCCAAACCCAGCAGAUGCUCUUCUCCUUAGCCUAGAAAAAACAAGGAAAAACCUCUGGGAAGCCAAGUGCAGCAACACUGAUUCUGCUGCAUUGUCGCUGCUGCUGCAGCGAGCGCUGCGUCUGCACGAGAAAGCCGUGCAUACACUGCGUCAAGCUAAAGAUUUUUUAGGUUUAUGCUGGGUAUUAAAUAGAAAAGGAGAUUUAUCUUGGUUAGUAUCUCAAGAAGAUAUUGCAUGCAGUGCAUGGAUAGAGGCAGUAGAAGCUUGUUUCUGUCGUAGAAGUUUGCUGAGGGAGUGGGAGCAUAUUGAAGAGAGCUUCUUUAUCGUAUAUGAUAAUAAAUUAAUUAAUUUACGCAUGCAUAGCCUCUUACCUCUGUAUAAAUGGGCGAGACUUAUCCACAGAUACUCGCACCAGCAGCAGCUGCAUGCAGCACUGCUAGCCUUUCGCAUUCUAUCUGGGGCUCUGCAUGCAGCAGCAGAAUACCCUCCUCUUUACUCAGCAGCAAACGAAGGCAACAGCGAUAAAAAUAAAGCAGCAGAAGCAGCAGCAGCACCAACAGCAACAGCAACACCAGCAGCAGCAACAGCAGCGGCAGCAGCAGCAGAAAAGCUGUAUGCAGGCCGUAGCGACGGAGGAGUCAUGAGACACCGCAUGAAGCAGCUGCAUGCGCAUCUUAGUUUCCUUCCUGCUUCAUUGCUGUCUCCUGCAGCAGAAGGCAGCAGCAGCAGCAGCGGGAGCGGAGGCAGCAGCAGCAACAACAACAGCAGCAGCAACAGCGCAGCAGAGCUCGUCGAAGCGCUAACAUGCCGUCUUGUAGAUCUGUACGGGGCUUCAAAUGCGCGGCGGUUUAUUUUGGCGAAGGCCGCGUGGAUGUUCGCCGUCGUUUCGAAUAUUGGGGCUCCUCAUCUUGAGAAUGGGAUUAGGGCUUGGCAUCGCGUCGCGCAUCUCCUUUUGCUGCAGCAGCAAUUAAGUGCAGCAGCAAAACUCAUAGGGCGUUUGCUGCAGCUCGCAGCAGGGCGGAGGCCCCCGGCGACAAAUUCUGCGCAGCUGAAGCUGCGUGCAGCAGCAGAAGGAUUUCAGUGUUCAGCGCCUUCUUAUGAAGAACCUGUUGCUGCUGCUGCUUCUGCUUCUUCUGCUGUUGCAGCAGCAGCAGCAGCAGCAACAGGCUUGAACAGCAGCGAAGAGCUGUGGGAUUUGCCUAUGCCCCCCACAAGCGCGCCUGGGGCGCCUUCUCCGCAUCUGCUGUCAUCAACAGCAGCAAGUGCAGCAGCAGCAGCAGGAGGAGCAGGAGGAAGAGGAGCAGCAGCAACAGCAGCAGCAGCAGCAGGUGUUAUAUGUGCACCUGCAGCAGUAUUGGAUCUGCUUGUUUUAUUAGCAAAGGUAUUGAUAGCGAGAGGAGAGCCCAGUAAGGCUCUUUGUCUAACUAAAUGGGUGCGAUAUUAUGCAAAAGAAGUAAAGUUAGAAGAAGACAAUAGUUUUAUAACUGCAUGUUUGUUAUAUUCAUACAUUCUUGUAGAGUGCCCUGCCUUAUUGAGAAUAGCAGAGAUAGACGACAGCAAAAUAAAUUCUUUCUGGGGAGAGAGAGACAUUCUUCAAACUCUACCUGAAGAAACAACAGCAGCUAAUCACAGUGCAGUCUGGCGCCGCAUAGCCUUACUCAGAAAAGAAGCCUUGCUGCAGCUCAGCAGCAGCAGCAGCAGCAACAACAACAGCAGCAGCAGCAACAGCACGUACGGCUUCCUUUCGAAUCCCGAAGCAUCACUUCGGGGCCCGUACCCCCACGACGCCGCUGCAGCAGCAGACUCUGCAGCAGCAGCAGCAGCAACAGCAGCAGAUAAUAAUCACCAGAAGACGAACAAACAAAACCGCCCGCUGCUGCUGCAGCAGCACGAGGUGGAAGCAGCUGAGUUGUGGCGGUCUUUAACGCUGCCUCCCCUUCACCAUCUAAUUCGAGAGGAGGAGCGGAGCAGCAGCCCUGCUGCUGCUGCUGCUUCUGCUGCUGCAGCAGCAACAGCAGCAACGUUGAAUUUACAUGACGCAAAGAACGAGCAAAAGGCUGUUCUUCUGCUAGAGUUUGCUGAGGCUCUGAAGCAUCAAACCCCACAAACUGCUGCUGCUUAUCUUCAAGCUGUCUGCAGCACUGGAGAUACACUGCGCAGCAUAGGAGAGCCCAACCCUUUUCUUUGCGUACGUGUAUGGCUUCAUCAGCUGCAUGCAUUCCGUCUCCAGCUGGAGCAGCAGCAGCAACAGGAAAAGCUGCUGCUGCUGCAGCAGCACCUCCUGCUGCAACGAGCAGCUGCCACCGCCCGUGCUGCUGCUCCUGCUGCUGCUGCUGCUGCUGCUUCCCCAGAGGGAGAGAGAGGCGAGGGUGUAUGCGGGAGCGUAGAAGAGAUAAUAACAGAACAAAUGCUGCAAUAUUUCAAGACCGUUAUGCGUAUACUCAUCUUCAUUGAUAAAUAUUGCUGCUGCAGUUUGCAUUUGCUGCGGGAACUCUUCUCUGAAGCUCUGCUGCUGGCGGUGCUCAUGUUGGCGAUUUCAAAGCAACUUGCAGCAGCAGAAGCAGCAGCAGCAUCAGAUGCUGCUCCUCCAGCUGCUGCUCCUGCUGCAGCAACAGCAGCACCAGCUGCUGCUGCUGCUGCUGCUGCUGUAGGGGGAGGAGGAGGGGAGAAGAGCGGGAGCGGCUCACUGCUGGCGAGGGUUUUGUUUAGAGGAAUUCAUUUAUGUAUUAUAUCCUGCGGCUCUGCUUUGUUUGUGCUUGAGGAGAUGAAGGGAAGAUGCGGUGUACAGAUUGGUGGAGGGUUGAUAUCUUCAGAGGCAAAGACAGCGAGUUGUUUGCAUGCAUUUCUUUCUAACAUGUUGAGCACGCAGAGCCUCACUGGGGUGUCUUCUCUAUUAGCAACAGAUGCCUUUGCAUGCGCUUUGGGGCUGCAGCUGCAUGCGGGAGAGGAGGGAAGAAAAUAUAUCUCUUCUUCGCUGGAGAUACACCCCAAUGGUGGUGACAGAAGCAGAAAAGAUAUGCAAAAAGAAACAAACAAAGAAGGUAGCAAAGGACAGCAGCAAACAUACGAUGCACACGCAGCAGCAGCAGCAGCAGCAGGAGAUGCUGCUACUGCUCCUGCUUCUUCAAAUCCGCUGCUGCUGGAGUGUCUGCAGCCUACGCAGCUGCUGCUAAGCAUGAACAGCAACGGGGCUGCUGCAGCAGCAGCACAGAUGAUGUGGCUGCCUGCAGGAGUAACAAGUCGCAUCGACAGAGCCGUCCUUGCAAAUUCUUCCCAGCCUCAACACUGA
Molecule: messenger RNA, 11676 nt
Organism: Eimeria acervulina
Lineage: Eukaryota; Apicomplexa; Conoidasida; Eucoccidiorida; Eimeriidae
Exons: 24
Coding region: 1-11676 (3891 amino acids)
Source: RefSeq, a predicted model, not a curated record